AAACCAGAAAGGGGAGAGAGAGAGAGAGAGAGAGAGAGAGAGAUCAGAGAGAUGGAAGGAAAGGAGGAAGAUGUGAAGCUUGGAGCUAACAAAUUCUCGGAGAGGCAACCGAUAGGGACAUCAGCGCAGAGCGAUGACAAGGACUACAAGGAGCCACCUCCAGCGCCCUUGUUCGAGCCAGGCGAGCUGAGUUCCUGGUCCUUCUACCGAGCUGGAAUCGCUGAGUUCGUCGCCACUUUCUUAUUCCUCUACAUCACCAUUUUGACGGUCAUGGGCGUCAAGAGAUCCGAUAGCAUGUGCGCCAGCGUCGGCAUUCAAGGCAUUGCUUGGGCUUUUGGAGGCAUGAUCUUCGCCCUCGUCUACUGUACGGCUGGAAUCUCUGGUGGUCACAUAAACCCGGCGGUGACGUUCGGUCUGCUGCUAGCCCGAAAGCUGUCUCUCACAAGGGCAGUGUUCUACAUGGUGAUGCAAUGCUUGGGAGCCAUCUGCGGUGCUGGUGUUGUGAAAGGCUUCGAGAAGACCCGUUAUCAGACGCUGGGAGGUGGGGCCAACACCGUCAACCAUGGCUACACCAAGGGAGAUGGCCUUGGUGCUGAGAUCGUCGGAACCUUCGUCCUUGUUUACACCGUCUUCUCCGCCACUGAUGCCAAAAGAAGCGCCAGAGACUCCCAUGUUCCUAUCUUGGCUCCUCUGCCUAUUGGAUUCGCCGUGUUUCUUGUCCAUCUGGCAACCAUCCCAAUCACUGGAACUGGAAUAAACCCAGCUAGAAGUCUUGGAGCGGCCAUCAUCUACAACAAAGAUCAUGCAUGGGAUGACCAUUGGAUCUUCUGGGUGGGCCCCUUCAUCGGAGCCGCGCUCGCAGCCGUCUACCAUGUGAUCGUGAUCCGGGCCAUUCCAUUCAAAUCCAGGUCCUAAUCCAAACGCCAUCUAAUAUAUCAUCAGUGGUCAUGGAUUCUAUAUUAUGAUAUUUGGAGUUUUCCUUUUUUUUUUUUUUUUUCUUUUUUUAAAUUAUAAAUGUAUGUACUCUCCCAAGUUACUCUUAUCUAGUAGAGUUUGCUGUAAAUGUUGGUGGGCCGUCCUUUCAUUUCUGUCCCUUUGCGUGAGUGCUGUGAAUUUUACACAUCAAAUGCACCGAAUCCACCGACCGAAAUAAUUUGUAACGGAUAGAAAUGGCAUGAAUGGUGCUGUCAUGUGAGAUGACCGCUGUCCUA
Magnolia sinica is the source of this 1211-nucleotide messenger RNA. RefSeq names its product probable aquaporin PIP1-4. Gene Ontology annotation, cellular component: plasmodesma; vacuole; plasma membrane. The record is from RefSeq and is a predicted model, not a curated record. Gene Ontology annotation, molecular function: water channel activity. Gene Ontology annotation, biological process: response to water deprivation; transmembrane transport. The transcript is spliced from 4 exons. Lineage: Eukaryota; Viridiplantae; Streptophyta; Magnoliopsida; Magnoliales; Magnoliaceae. The coding region runs from base 52 to 915 and encodes 287 amino acids.